Messenger RNA from Aspergillus novofumigatus IBT 16806, 3377 nucleotides. RefSeq lists its product as uncharacterized. The transcript is spliced from 4 exons. NCBI's taxonomy places the organism in Eukaryota, Fungi, Ascomycota, Eurotiomycetes, Eurotiales, Aspergillaceae. The record is from RefSeq and is a predicted model, not a curated record. The coding region runs from base 1 to 3135 and encodes 1044 amino acids.
AUGGAACAACAUCGCGACGACUAUCUUCAUAUUCUAUCACAAGGCCCUGCCUUUGUCGAAACGAAGCGGAAUCACUCGCAGGAUGACUCUGAUAUACUACACACAAAAGGCGUACAUGGUUUGCGGCGAGACAUCCGUCGGAUUAUCAUUGAUCGCCUUGCCAGACAUGGAGUAUCCACAGAGGGCAUUCCGGCAUUGAUGCUCGAGCACUGCCUUCCAAAGAAUGAUGCUUAUACGAAAGACUGGAAGGCCCUUAUUCACACACCUCUCAAAGUCUCAGAUCAGAUGCUUCUAGACAUGCUUGGGCUAAGGACGGCAAUGGAGAGAACGCAACCCGACAAUGGCAGUCGGCAAACCUUUGUCUAUAUCCGUUCAUUUCAACUGACCGUGGUUCAACUAAUCGACAUCAUUGCAGAGUUCCAUGGAACCGGUCUUCAAUAUGCAAAGGCGACUGCGUGGCUGAGGAGUAUAGAAAUGAUGCGACCCCAGGAGCUGGUCUUUGUGAGAUAUGUGGGGAGAACGACUCGAGAGGCUCUCCGACGACACCGAGAGGAUUUACUUAUACGGAAAACUGGGUUUCUGGCCAGAUUCCUCUCCACCCUAGAGAAGAAUUACCCAAUGGUGAUAGACUCAGCAAUGAUCCAUGUAUUUCCAGCCAGACAACUCAAGGGACUGCGCGAAGUGUCUAAAUAUAACAGAAUCAGUGAGCAGGCAGCAAUAGCAUUACUGGGCCUGCCCUACUUGUUGAAUCAAACGAUGACCGACUUCGUCGACUGGCAGUUUGACCCAAGUCCAUCAUAUCGCCAGGCAUUUGUGGCCCUUGCUACCGACACUAUCUCUCGCAUGAGUCCUUCCAGAUUUCAUAAACGCCCCGCACCGAUGUCCCUCAUAGCUUGGGGGAACGGAAUUCAAAGAUACGCAAGAGAGCACAAGCAAGCGGUGUCAGUUUGGCGGAACAGUUGUCAUGAAUUUCCUGACCUCCUCAAGCAUAUGAUGGUCAAACAGGCAACACCCUCUCUGUUUGAGGGCAAGUAUGUACUUAUGCUCACCGUUGGAGCCGGGAUUAGCCAUGGCAGCUACAGAACGGCCGAAGCAUUUUAUACUGGACACAGCAGCUCAGCGACCCUGAUAAAAUCUUUUCUAUCAAGGCUCUGGCGGUGGGAGCAACCGAGAAACUGUGUUGAGCAUGUCCUAAGCGAUCUCAUUGACGCCGGUGCUUUUCCAUUUGUGGAUUUAUGUCCCUGGCACAAGGCAGAGGGGAGUAAUCUACAAGCAGCGGCUGGCUUUUUGAAGCAAUACAUUGGGUUGACAAAGCCACUAAUCAUGCUGACAUUCUCAGUCAAGCCUUCAUCACUUAUAGCCUCGGGCUUUGAAAGGUCACAAGGCAGCGCUUCCGACUUUUGGACUCGAGUUGGUAGUUUGGAGCUUGUGCACCCAGCGGAAGGGCUAUGCUGCAUACAGAUUCCAUGUUUUCAUCCAGGUCAAGGACGAUACUCAAUCAAGCCAGCUGUUUUCCUCAAAGUCUUUGAUAUGACACUCUGGGUCUUGCUACUUACCAUCAAUGUGACACUCGAUUCAAUGGCGAAGUUUGACGCAACGAAUCGGCAUGGUUGGUGUGAGUUUAUCAAAGCAAACGUCGAGAGUAUCCUGCAUGAUCAAGGUUUCUGCACAAAGUUCAACAAUCUUAAAGCAAGUCUGUAUUCUGAGAGACCGACACCUGGAAUGGCCUGGCCUACCUCGAGUGAUAGAAUCGCCACUGCGGUAGCGACGCGAAAAGACGUAGAUCGGUACAUAUACAGCGGCUAUGCAGUAGACGGCAGCAUGUCCACAAGACGAAGGCAACAAGUCUACCGCUUAUGGAUUAUGGAUAUACCAGAGCUCCACGUACACAUCAACCGCGACAGGGCCCAAGAUUGGUUCACAUGGGCUAAUCAUCUAGAAGAAGGGACAUCUUUUUUUGUUCAUGCCAUGGCCCUAGCAAUAUGGCAGGUAUACUCAGCCGAAUCUUUUCCGACUAUUCUUGGCCCACAUGUAUCCAUUUUGCAGUUUCUCAAAGGAUUGAGCCUAGGUGACUGCCUGAGUGAAAAUCUUACCCGUGUCAUUAAUUCACGUCAGAAAUGGGCCUCCUCUAAGGACGUACUCGAAACCCUCACGCUCGAGCUGUCGAUUGAUCAGCGGUUAUGGCAGCAAAUGCACGAUGAGCCCAUCCAUAGCAGCUUGUCUGUAGCUGUUCUGUCGCGAUACAAACCGUUGUAUCAGGCGCAGUUAAACGGGAGAGAGGUAUUUCUUUGGAAGAAUCGGUCGCUUGCUCUUCAUUGGGCAAGCCCUUCGGGAGUCAACUAUAAAUUCGUACUGCGCGCUCCUCAAUCCAGUCAAAACGAGACGUACGCUCGAAGGAAGUUCUUGUUUUUUACAAAAGACGGAAUAGACCUUCGCGAUAGUAAUGGCGACUCAUGUUUGGUGCACGGAGGGGCAUUGGGGUCACAAAAUAUGGUCACGUUCCCUGUCCACCGACUCCCCAGUUGUCAAGACACUCCAAUCUUGGGGGAGCAACUGGUUAGACUCUGGGAAUUUGAGACAGGCCACGAUUGGAAGGAAACCACUUCCCCGCAACCGAUUACAGUCCUAGCUUCGCUGGCUGACGACGAGCAAUAUUGUCUUCCAGAAAGUUACUUCAUUGGGGAAGGUCUGGAGUUGAUACGAUGGAACUGGACAGGCGAAAAAUUGGCACCGUACAGAAAACCACCGAGUCCAGCAGACGAGAUGUGGCUUUUGUGGAUGUGUCUUCAGCAACACUGGCCGGACGGAGGGUUGCUGUUUAUCGGGAUCCCAGAGAAAUGGCCAUCACGAAGGGAUAAUAUCUGGACACGUUUCAGAGACUUCCUUGAGCAACCCCUUGUUCGUAAACACCCUCGAAUUAGCCUUGUCAAAGCAUGGACUCGUGACCUUCUGCACACCCACAAAACAUCCCAGAUGCUCAAGAACCUGGCACAUCUCUGUCGGAUCUCGGAGAAGAAGAAGAUCCAGGCUCGAGACCGUGCAAGGAUUCAGAAAGAAGGGAAGGAUGUCAAGAUUGCGGGUACGGAGCUUCGCAUACAACUUUUAUGGCCACGGAGCGCACAUCCAUCAUGUUAGGUAUUGAUGAGAGAGUUGGACUUAAUGAUUCGCCGUCUUAGCUGGACGCCAGUUAUCUGGACGGACGUCGGAAUGAUGGUUAAUGAUCAGUUCAGACUCCUCACGACCGCCGACUCGUGCUGAUCAGCGAUAAAUCAGAACAAAGUGAGAGAUCCGAUAGGUAACUGAGCGGAAUAUUGAGUAUCUCCAGCCUUUAGAAUAACCCAUGAUGAAUAGCCGGGGUCCAUGUCCUGCCGUUACUG